AUGGCAAAUGGCGAGGGGCAUAGACAUGAGCAGCCCACCACAAUGGUUCAGGAUUGCACUGACCAGAGUCAAAAAGAGCAGAUGGCCGAAUCGCCAACGCCACUUAGCUCUCAAAACGGCGAUGCAUCAGGUGCUAGACCCAAGAAACCUGACAUUUUGUAUGGGUUGACGCUUCUCGAGCAGGGCAAGCCAGAACGAAAGUUUUACAAGGACGAGAUCUGGAAGGGCGUUCGAACUGGUCUUUCAGGCUCCGAGGUUGGCCAAUUUGACGAAGACAAUGCUGUCCUGAGUCUUGUGGUUGAAGUUGACAUAUUAGACAAGACAGGCAAAUCAGGGAACAGCCUCGCGACUUGGCGAGAGGAGCCUGCCGAUUUCGAGUUGGGUCGGGAUGCAAUGGCCAUUAACAUGGGCCCCCCUCGUGUUGAGAUUCACUCUAAGAGACUUAUUGAUGUCAUGGAACAAAUCAUGGACUACUAUCCUGCGAAACACGGAGCCUUUGAACAGUAUGAUUCCGUACUCGACGCUUGCUAUGUCGACAUCAUGCACUGCUACGCUGAGAUGAAGGCGUAUCACAAUUUAUACCUCUAA
This is a messenger RNA of Exophiala aquamarina CBS 119918, 588 nucleotides long. RefSeq lists its product as uncharacterized. The coding region runs from base 1 to 588 and encodes 195 amino acids. The transcript has a single exon. Lineage: Eukaryota; Fungi; Ascomycota; Eurotiomycetes; Chaetothyriales; Herpotrichiellaceae. The record is from RefSeq and is a predicted model, not a curated record.